This is a messenger RNA of Ceratotherium simum simum (southern white rhinoceros), 836 nucleotides long. It is a transcript of the gene LYZL6, whose product is annotated as lysozyme like 6. NCBI's taxonomy places the organism in Eukaryota, Metazoa, Chordata, Mammalia, Perissodactyla, Rhinocerotidae. Gene Ontology annotation, cellular component: sperm flagellum; acrosomal vesicle. Gene Ontology annotation, molecular function: lysozyme activity. The record is from RefSeq and is a predicted model, not a curated record. Gene Ontology annotation, biological process: fusion of sperm to egg plasma membrane involved in single fertilization.
GCCAUUUUCCCAAGAGUCCUGGUUCCCAUUCAGGGGAAAUGUGAAACCAAGAUCUGGGCAUUUAUUAUUGCCUUUAAUCAUCAAGACAACCCUAUUAAGCUCUGGGAGAAGACCAGCAGGAAGUCUGUGAGACCCUGAGAACCACGGGCCCUCAGCCGCACCUUCUCCCCUCCAAAGAUGCCGAGGGCGCUGCUCAUGUCCUUGGUCAGCUGCCUCGCCGCCGUACAUCAGGCCAGCCUCAUCAGCCGCUGCGACCUGGCCAAGGCGCUGCACGAGGAGGACUUGGAUGGGUUUGAGGGCUACUCCCUGAGCGACUGGCUGUGCCUGGCUUUUGUGGAAAGCAACUUCAACAUAUCAAAGGUAAAUGAAAAUACAGAUGGCAGCUUUGACUAUGGCAUCUUCCAGAUCAACAGCCACUACUGGUGCAACGAUCACCAGAGUCACUCGGAAAACAUUUGCCACGUGGACUGUCAAGAGUUGCUGAGCCCCAAUCUUCUCUCAAUCGUCAACUGUGCAAAAAAGAUCGUGUCCAGUGCAGGGGGGAUGAAGAACUGGGUAGAAUGGAAGUUGCACUGCUCAGGCCGGCCGCUCUCCUACUGGAUGACAGGGUGUCACCUGGGAUGAGACAGGGCCAGGCCUGCUGUGGAGUCACCCAGAACUCCUCUCCUCACCUGGAAAUUCUUCAUUUCUUCCUCCUCUUGCCUCCAUGUUAUUUUCUUCCCUUCCCAUUUACAAAUAAAACUGACAAGAGCCCCAGGAAUAAACGGUUUUCUAGGGCUUCCUCCUUGUUCCCAUCCAGGCCCAUGCCCCGGGUUCCCAACAUUGCAAACCAAGAG